Micromonas pusilla CCMP1545 is the source of this 1455-nucleotide messenger RNA. RefSeq lists its product as uncharacterized. The record is from RefSeq and is a predicted model, not a curated record. The transcript has 4 exons. Gene Ontology annotation, biological process: porphyrin-containing compound biosynthetic process. Gene Ontology annotation, molecular function: coproporphyrinogen oxidase activity; 4 iron, 4 sulfur cluster binding. Lineage: Eukaryota; Viridiplantae; Chlorophyta; Mamiellophyceae; Mamiellales; Mamiellaceae. The coding region runs from base 1 to 1455 and encodes 484 amino acids. Gene Ontology annotation, cellular component: cytoplasm.
AUGCAGUCGCCCGCGCGCGCGAUAGCGCGCGCGCUGCGGUCCCGCGCGCGCGCGACCGCGACGCCGCGCGACGCCGCGCCGCCGGAUCCGCCCUCGACCGCGCGCGCGCGUCGCGUCUGGACCCCGCGCGCGCCGCUCGAGCCGGUCGCGUCCGCGUACGUGCACCUCCCGUUCUGCCGCCGGCGAUGUUACUACUGCGAUUUCGCCGUGAGCGUCGUCGGGGACGCGCACGAAACCUCGGACGCGGUGACGCGAGGGAUGGAGACGUACGUCGAGACGCUUUCGCGGGAGAUCGCGAACACGCCGAGCGCGCCGUCGUCGCGCGGUCGUCGUCGUCAUCACCCGCCGCUGAGGACAAUCUUCUUCGGCGGCGGGACGCCGUCGCUGCUCCCGCCCGCGCUGCUUCGCCGCGUGCUCGACGCGCUGAGAGCGCGGUUCGGGAUCGACGCGGACGCGGAGAUCUCCAUGGAGAUGGACCCGGGAACGUUCGACGCGGCAAAACUCCGGUCGUACGCCGAACUCGGAGUGAACCGCGUGAGCCUGGGCGUGCAGUCGUUCGACGACGCCGUGCUUCGCGCCGCGGGAAGAGCGCACACGGCGGCGGACGCGCGCGUCGCGAUCGAAACCGUGCGACGCGAGGCGAGGCUUCGCGCGUGGAGUCUGGACCUCAUAAGCGGUCUUCCCGGGCUGAGCCUCGAGACGUGGGAGGACUCGCUCAGAGAAGCCGUCGACGCGGGCGUGGACCACGUCUCCGUGUACGACCUUCAAGUCGAGGAGGGGACGCCGUUCGGGAGGUGGUACGACCGCGACGGCGGCGGCGACCGCGACGCGGCUGCGGCUGCGACGGCGGCGCGGCCGCCGCUGCCGAGGGAAUCCGCGGUGAUCGACAUGUUCCGCGCCGCCUCCUCGAUCCUUCGCGACGCGGGGUACGAGCACUACGAGAUAAGCUCGUACGCGAGACCGAACGCGCGGUGCGAGCACAACCAAACGUAUUGGAACGCGGACCGAGGGUGGUACGGGUUCGGGCUGAGCGCGACGUCAAGGACGAGACGCGGCGCGCGCGACGCGAGGCCGCGGAAGACGCGCGAGUACGAGGCGUUCGUCGACGCGAUGAUAUCGAUAGACGCCGCCGCCUCGAACGACGACGACGACGACGACGACGACGGGCGGGAUGAAUGCGCACGCGAGGACGACGCGACGGCGGUCGCGGACACGUUGCUCGAGCGUCUGAUGCUCGGGUUGAGGACGUCCGACGGCGUGGACGCGCGCGCGCUUCGAGAGGAUUUUGGCGCGCGCGUCGUUGACGAGGUCUUCGCCGUCUUAGAGACGUACCCGCCGGGGCUGGUCACCGCGACCACGGCGACGAUCGCUCUGACGGAUCCGGAGGGGUUCCUGGUGAGCACGGAGGUGAUAUCCACGCUCCUCGCGCGAGUGCCGUCGUUGCGGGACGCGUGA